UCGGCCCUCAGUGAAGUUCAUAGAACUAAUUGUCAAUCAAGAUCACCAGGUGGCCAAAUAAUUAGCAAAUACAGGACGCGUUUGAAAAGACACGUUUGCCUAGUUAUUGCAUGUAAUACAGGCCCUCUUUUCAGAAAUCAGUGAUUGUUUAAAAUGCUGUGGUUAAUUUUACUGGUUGCAUGGUUUUGUGAAGUAUGGGGAGCUCCUGUGGAUACACUGAAGACCACUGAUAUCCAGUAUGAUGAAGGGUAUAUUAACUCAAUGAAGAGUGGACAGCCUCAUCUGAUAAAGACAAGUGAAACACUAUUGGAUUUUGAGGGAGACUAUGCUGUACAGGAGGGAGAUAUCUUACUACCAAAUGACAGGAAUGCAGUGAGUCAGCUGUGGCCUGAGGUGAAUGGAAGUUUGUCGGUGCCUUAUGAAAUUGAUUUUGUUAUUGAGGACAGGACUGAACACAUUCUUAAUGCCUUAAAAAUGAUCUCUGAGAACACCUGUGUCAGAUUCCAUCCGCAUACUAAUGAAACCGACUAUUUGCACUUUGAGUAUGGAGAAGGGUGUGCAUCUUACGUUGGAUGUAUGGGAGGUGAGCAACCUCUUCUGAUUGGGCCACAUUGUAAGGAAGGGAACAUCUGCCAUGAGGUCCUUCAUUCCCUCGGCUUUCAUCACGAGCAUUCCCGCUUUGACCGUGGCGAUCAUAUCACUAUACUGAAUGAAAACAUUGCCUCUGGGAAAGAGGACAAUUUUGUGAAGAAAAUUGGGAACACCCUUGGUCUGCAGUAUGACCUGGGCUCGAUCCUGCAUUAUGGAAACAAUUAUUUCUCUCGCAAUGGAAAACCCACAAUUCUGCCUAAAGAGAGUGGUGUAAAAAUCGGCCAGAGGUCUCACUUGUCGGAUCUGGAUGUGCAAAGGAUCAGGAAGCUGUACCGCUGUGACAAGACCCCAUAAAGAUCGAGCAAAAUCUUAAACUGCUUUGGUUGGCUGUCUUGAAUGGAUACUUGUUAAUGGAAAAGGAAUUUUGAAUCUAGGAAGACAAAUAAAGGUUUGAAAAUCGAAA
This is a messenger RNA of Labeo rohita (rohu), 1054 nucleotides long. RefSeq names its product low choriolytic enzyme. Gene Ontology annotation, biological process: proteolysis. The transcript is spliced from 10 exons. Gene Ontology annotation, molecular function: metalloendopeptidase activity; zinc ion binding. Bases 154 to 945 code for a protein of 263 amino acids. NCBI's taxonomy places the organism in Eukaryota, Metazoa, Chordata, Actinopteri, Cypriniformes, Cyprinidae. The record is from RefSeq and is a predicted model, not a curated record.